Molecule: messenger RNA, 1686 nt
Organism: Alternaria atra
Lineage: Eukaryota; Fungi; Ascomycota; Dothideomycetes; Pleosporales; Pleosporaceae
Exons: 4
Coding region: 1-1686 (561 amino acids)
Molecular function (GO): arylsulfatase activity
Source: RefSeq, a predicted model, not a curated record
AUGGGUUCCAUGCCAGCACAGAAGCGCCCAAACUUCCUCAUUGUCGUUGCAGAUGAUCUAGGAUACAGCGAUAUCUCGCCCUUUGGCGGCGAGAUCAAUACGCCCAACCUUCAGAAGGUCGCGGAAACAGGAGUCCGCUUGACAAACUUUCAUACGGCAUCAGCAUGCUCACCAACAAGGUCAAUGUUGCUGUCAGGCACCGACAACCAUAUCGCAGGCCUUGGACAGCUGAUGGAACAUAUGGCGGUCAAGCAGAACUACGAAGGAAAACCUGGCUAUGAAGGCUACCUCAACUUCCGUGUUGCUGCGUUGAGUGAGAUCUUACAAGAUGCCGGAUACCGUACGAUCAUGAGUGGGAAGUGGCAUCUCGGUCUUACCAAAGAGACAUCUCCUCAUGCGCGCGGUUUUGACGAUUCGUUCGUGUUCCUUUCCGGUUGUGGUAACCACUACAACUGGGAACCGCAACUGGACAAUCCCAAGGAUGCUGUCUUCACCCCAAUGUACGCAGACAAAUUUUGGAUGCGCAACGACAAGUAUCUCAACCGAACAGACCCGAGCGACGUUCCUGCAGACUUCUAUUCAACGACUUCAUUCACCGACGAAUUAAUAAACUACCUCAACGACCGAAAAGACGAAGAGAAGCCGUUCUUUGCUUACCUGCCUUUUACAGCGCCUCACUGGCCUUUACAAGCGCCCCGCAGUCUGAUCGAGAAGUACAAGGGAAGGUACAAUGACGGCCCGGAUGCGCUCCGCAGUGAGCGACUUCAGAAGUUGAUCGACUUGGGUAUCGUUAAGUCCGACGUAGAUGCCGCACCUAUGCCUAGGGAUGACUGGAAUAUGAUGAGCGCACAAGAACGCGCUAAGUCCGCGCGGAAAAUGGAGGUGUACGCUGCUAUGGUUGAAUCUAUCGACGAGAACAUUGGUCGGGUAGUAGAACACCUUGAGGAGAGCGGCGAGCUAGACAAUACUUUCAUACUAUUCAUGUCCGACAAUGGUGCCGAGGGCGCAAUGCUCGAGGCUCUUCCACUAAUGGGUACCGUGGGCACAGUCAACAAGAUCAUCGACAAGUACUAUGAUAAUAGUUUAGAGAAUAUGGGCGCUAGUAACAGCUUCGUAUGGUACGGCUCCGAGUGGGCGUCGGCGUCAAUGGCACCUUCGAGAGGCUUCAAAACUUGGAUUACAGAGGGUGGUAUACGGUGUCCAUGCCUGAUACGAUACCCUCCGUCGCACGAUGGUGGCAAGUCUUUGCCGACUGGUUCGUUCACAGAAUCUUUCUGUACGGUCAUGGAUAUUCUGCCAACGGUAUUGGAUCUGGCUGGUGUCAAGCCACCGGGUAGCAAUUUUAGGGGUCGGGAAGUGGUGCCGGUAAGAGGCGCUACAUGGGUACCUCACUUAGAGGGUAGCCAACCCGGUUUCCAUGACGAGAACGAAGAGAUCACUGGUUGGGAGCUGUUCGGUCUUCGGGCAAUUCGAAAGGGGCCUUGGAAAGCUUUGUGGAUGACGGCGCCUCGCGGCCGAGAGCAAUGGGAACUAUACAAUGUUGCAGAGGAUCCAGGAGAGAUACAUGACUUGGCGGAGGAGGAACCGAAAAAGCUCGGGGAGAUGGUCGCGCACUGGGAAACAUAUUACGCUGAGACUGGCAUGUUCGAUUGUGGCCACGAGUUCGGAUAUGUCAAUUACUGCUAG